UGGGCCUGCCGCUCGCGUCACCAGUCGGCGACUGAGCCUUGGCUGUGGUGGCUGAGGCGGCGAAGGCGGCAGCGGCGGCGACAGCUCUGGGGUUUGCGUCUCCGGGUGUGUCGGCCGCCGCUGCUGCUUCGGCUUGGUAUGUACAAAUGGCUGGUUAGGAUUCUCGGCACCAUUUUCCGCUUCUGCGACCGGUCGGUGCCCCCUGCCCGGGCCCUGCUGAAGCGACGGCGCUCGAACAGCACUCUGUUUUCUACAGUGGACACUGAUGAAAUACCAGCCAAAAGACCAAGAUUAGAUUGCUUUAUUCACCAAGUGAAAAACAGUCUCUACAAUGCUGCCAGCUUGUUUGGAUUCCCAUUCCAGCUGACCACAAAGCCCAUGGUAGCUUCUGUAGCUUCUGCUUGUAAUGGAACACGGAAUGCGGCUCCUUCAGGAGAGGUAUUUUCGAACUCUUCAUCUUGUGAACUGACAGGUUCCGGAUCCUGGAACAACAUGCUGAAACUGGGUAAUAAAUCUCCUAAUGGAAUAAGUGAUUAUCCAAAAAUCAGAGUGACAGUAACUCGAGAUCAGCCUCGCAGAGUCCUGCCUUCCUUUGGGUUUACUUUGAACUCAGACGGCUAUAAUAGAAGACCAAGUGGCCGCCGCCAUAGCAAAGGCAAUCCAGAGAGUUCCUUAAUGUGGAAACCUCAGGAACAGGUUGUAACAGAGAUGAUUAUUGAAGAGGGUGGCAAGGGUCUGAGGCGUCCCCAUUGUACUGUGGAGGAGGGUGUUCAAAAAGAAGAAAGAGAGAAGUACCGAAGGCUAUUGGAGCGACUGAAAGAAGGUGUUCAUGGAAACUCUGUUCCUCCUGUAACUUCAACUCAUCAUAGUUCUCAAAGAUGUCACAUGGAUACAUUAAAGACCAAAGGCUGGGGGGAAGAGCAAAGUCAUGGAGUCAGAACAACUCAGUUUGUUCCAAAACAAUAUAGAGCUGCUGAAACAAGGGGACCUCUAUGUCCAAUGAGGAGUGAAAAGAGGUGUUCAAAGGGGAGAAUUUCAGAUAUAGAGAAGACAGUUGGAAUUAGACUUGAAAAUGAAGGUAGGAGGGGACACCAGCUGGAACCUGAUCUGUCUGAAGAAGUGUCAGCCCGACUCCGCCUGGGCAGUGGGAGCAAUGGCUUAUUCAGGAGGAAAAUGUCAACACUUGAGACAAAAGAAAAAAAUUGCUCAGGCAAAGAGAGAGAUAAAAGAACAGAUGAUCUUCUUGAACUUACAGAGGACAUGGAAAAGGAAAUCAGUAACGCCCUGGGCCAUGGCCCACAGGAUGAGAUCCUAAGUAGUGCUUUCAAAUUGCGCAUCACUCGAGGGGACAUCCAGACCCUGAGGAACUUUCACUGGCUCAAUGAUGAAGUCAUUAAUUUUUACAUGAAUCUUCUCGUGGAAAGAAAUAAAAAACAAGGCUAUCCAGUACUUCAUGCAUUCAGUACUUUCUUCUAUCCCAAAUUAAAGUCUGGGGGUUACCAAGCAGUGAAAAGGUGGACCAAAGGGGUCAAUCUCUUUGAACAGGAACUAAUUCUGGUGCCUAUUCAUCGGAAGGUACAUUGGAGCCUGGUGGUGAUAGACCUAAGAAAAAGGUGUCUUAAAUAUCUGGAUUCUAUGGGACAGAAGGGCAACAGGAUCUGUGAAAUUCUCCUUCAGUAUUUGCAGGAUGAAAGUAAGACCAAAAGAAAUGUUGAUCUGAAUCUUUUAGAGUGGACGCACUACAGCAUGAAGCCACAUGAGAUUCCUCAACAGUUGAAUGGGAGUGAUUGUGGAAUGUUUACUUGUAAAUAUGCAGAUUAUAUGUCUAGGGACAAACCUAUCACAUUUACUCAGCACCAGAUGCCUCUCUUCCGGAAGAAGAUGGUGUGGGAAAUCCUUCAUCAGCAGUUGCUGUGAGAAUGCCUGGCCCAGUCCCUUAGCUGCUGGUGGUUCUUUCACGGACAAACGUUUUCAUAUACCUCAUGCAUUGUGGGUUUAAAAGUCCCUGCAUCGCCAGUUCUCUCACAGGUACUGAGCUGUCAGACAUGCAUGAAGGCCCUGCACCCUAGUGUCCUGACUUGGUAUGCGGAGGGCUGCUUGCAACCUGUUUGUAAGACUGUGCCUGCUCAGAGCCUGGACUAUUCAACCCACAUAGGAACAAACGCUAAUUAAUACUUUUUUUAAAAAGAUUUUUUCCCCCCCGUGAAUGUGGAAAAUGCAGGAUUUAUUCUAUGAGCUGUUGUUUUCUCUGUUUGUUCACAUGUAUUCAUUCACGCACUCAUUUGCAUACAUAAUGGGCAGUGGCUGUUUUCUGCUGCUCUUUUACAGUUAA
Molecule: messenger RNA, 2332 nt
Organism: Myotis myotis
Lineage: Eukaryota; Metazoa; Chordata; Mammalia; Chiroptera; Vespertilionidae
Gene: SENP2
Product: SUMO specific peptidase 2
Exons: 17
Coding region: 139-1917 (592 amino acids)
Biological process (GO): protein desumoylation
Cellular component (GO): nucleus
Molecular function (GO): deSUMOylase activity
Source: RefSeq, a predicted model, not a curated record